GAUACCUUCCGGAUUCAUAACACCAGAACUGACAGGCAUUUGUUCCUAUUCGAGAAAAUCCUCCUCAUUACAAAACGGAAGGAAGGUGGCUAUUCUUGCAAAGCAUCUUUGAUGGUGAGCAUCCUCUGGAAAAUGCUUGAUGAUACUUUGCUUGUUUAAAUGACGCCUUGUUUACAUAUACUCGUAGACGUUUUGUUAGCUGCUCUUGCUAUGGUUUACAGGCAAAUAAUCGAAAGAAAAAAUCCCAAUCAAACAUGAUUAAAAGUAAAUAACCUAUACUAGAAGGAGGCGAACCACUUGGCUAUUUACGAACGCGGCCGAGAAGCUAAGAUUGGGACUUACAAGACUCAAAAUAACCGUGACGGCCGGCCUCAAGGGAUGAUGUCCGACCUGAAUGGUGGCUUGAACGGCCAAAAACUGUUCACGAUUUUCCACAACGCUAAACGAAACGAGACAAUCUUUAACCUCACAAAAAAAUACUAUGAAAGAAACACUAGAUGAACACGGUUCGGCAGGAUGCAUAAUAUAUGCAUGGGGCUGUGCGGAAAUCUUACCAAAAUUUCUUUGGCCGGUCAACAUAUCCGGCCAUCUUCCGAAAAUUAUUUUGAGCCCUGGGGCCCGUUUCUCGAAAGUCCCGGUAACUUAACGGGCCCGGAAUCAUAUUUUUAAAUCAAAGUCUCAAGAAAAGUAGGGUGUGUUCUGACCUCUAAUGAAGUCCAUUUUGUUUCGUUAGCUAAUAACUCUACUGUAUAAUUUUCAAAACUUUUAAAACUCCCUUCUAAAAUGGAAAACAAAACAGCUUAACGGGCCCGGUAAUUACCGGGAGCUUCGAGAAACGGGCCCCUGGCCUAACGAGAAUGCUCAAUUCGGGACCUUCCGAUUGCUAGUGCGACACGCUGACCACUCUGUCACACUGCCUCCCUAGAUUAAAUGCAAUAAUUAACAAAAUCUCAUUUUGCAACACUUUCGAUUGUUUUGUUUCUUUAUUCAUCAGUUGUCAAACAUGAUGCUGUCAGAGUCAAUACCUAAAGAACCACUUGCUUUUGAGAUAAUACGCUUUGAUAAUCAGAAGAACAGUUUCGUAUUUUUGGUAAGUGGUCAUUCCCCACUUGUGUAACUCUAAGAAGAAUGGGUACAAGCUUUGGGCACAAUGAUCGCUGGGAUUGUUUGGCUAGACAAGCGUUGUUACAAUUGGUCGAUGGUAUUCAAGGCAAGCAUUAACCAGUCAUAAGUAACGCUGGUCUACCCAAACUAUCCCAGAAAUCGUUGCGCUGAAAGGAUCUAACCAUUUCUGCAAUGGGGAUUUGAAAAAUUUGUCCUGCAUCUUUUGUCAUUGGCCAUCCAGAUAAACUGUAGGAAAACUGGAUGGUAAUGAGUAACGAAAAGUUAGCCUUGUUGUAAAAGACCUUUCUCAACUUACGCUCAGUAUAGUCUUUACCCCAAGACCAUGUUAUUUAAACUGAAACUUUUCUAGCUUUUAAAUCUGUGGACGAAAUCCUAUGGUGUUACCAUUCAAAUAAAACCUCAUCAGCAGUACUUCUGCAUCACGAUGGUACUAUUUAUUUAGUAUGUGGUUCUAACUUUUGAGUCGGUGGACGAAAUCCUACGGUUUUACCAUUUAAAUGAAACCUACUGAGCAGUACUUUCACAUGGUGCUAUUUAUUUAGUAUGUAGUUCUAACUUUUGCGUCUGAGGAUGAAAUCCUCUGGUGUUACUAUUCAAAUGAAAGCUCUUUGGCAGAUCUUUUGCGUGGUGCUGUUUAUUUCUUAGGAUUUUACAAUAAGAAAUUGCAACUUUUGUGAAUUUUUGUUUUUUUGGCCACUGAACCCCUAUCUCAUUUAACGAGGGAUUCAGAAACCGGUAAUAUUAACUGAAGGACAAUUUGAGGACAACUAUAACAACACCUUGCGUCACGAAGGAAUGGCGAAAUAAUUUUACAAUCGUGCUUCUCGUUUCCGUUUCAAUAGGCAAGAAAUGCUGAGCAGAAACGAAAGUGGACCCUUGAACUCAAGGGGUUAAUUGUGGACAGCUUAACAGCACAAGUCCCCAAAGAGGUAAAACUGUUGGAGUCGCUGUAUUUAGUUUUCUCCUAUCCAUGAACUUCAUACUUCUCAAAAUUAAUGUCUUAUUUUGUUAGAUGUUGAUAAACAAAUAGUAUUAUGUGAAUACUGGAGAAUUAGUUCCUUUGACUGUCAUUUCCAUAGGACAGAUUUCAUCUUCUCACUUGUCUCUAUCUGAGUCUUCAUUUUUGUCUCUCGAAUGCUUCAUCGUACUCAUUAUCGUAUUGAAUUUAAUUGGAAUUUUAAGGAACCUGGGCCAAAAUUCAUGAAAACCACCUGCGGUGAGGUGUAUCCUGAAUAUCUUCCUUAACAAGUCUGUUACAAUACGUUCCUUAUUUUUGCUAAUCUCGUCAUCAUGCGAGAGGAACAAACAAACAAUUAAACCAAAAAGCAAAUUAUAAGGGAACAGUCUACUCGUCCUGCGCUUUUUAGGACAUCCGCUGACAUACCACGCCGGCUUUUAAGCCAAAGCAUGAACACAAUGGCAGAAAAGAGGGAGGAAGUCGUCCUCAUUCUUAAUGUAGUAGUAGUAGUAGUUAGUAUUCACUGUAACUUUUAAUUUCUUUCAGGCAAAAGCCCUAAUUCUAGGUAAAAAAGAAGUCAAGGAAAGAGGCGAACAAGGUAAUUAUUUAAGAUUGUUUUGUUUUCCUACGCACCGGUACGUAGACCAGCUUAUUAUAUCUACUACCAACUUAAUUAAUUGCACAGAAAGUGAAAGGCUGUCAUUGGCAAGUGCAAACAACUCAGCAGAAAAUACACAUAUGCCGAGCUAUCCCAAAACGAUUCUUAACUAGAUUUUGAAUCUAAAGAAUCCACACUAAUUGUAUUUGUUAGAUUAGUGCGUUUCUUUGGGUACAGGUCCGGAAAAAAGGCACCUUACAAGUUACUGUGAAGCCCGUUAGGUUCUCGCCGGUUCGCUCCACUGAUUGGUGUCUCGCGAAAGAAUCACCCAUCGCCCGAUUUUGGUGUCUUUUGUCGUAACGAAUCCAAAAAUCUGAGAUUAGGUAUUUAAUAAUAAAGUGCAUCCUAAGUGUUCGGACAAACAAAAGUCACUUUCGUAGAAGAAUUCAUGAAAUAAUAUACAUGUCCUUGAAUCUACAGAAAACCAUGAUAACGAAGGCAAGAAAAGGUCAAGACCUGGUGAGAAGCUAAACAGAGGAGCUCAUCAACUGAAAGGUAAAUUUCGAUUUAUUUUCUUACUCGUGAAUUAUUUUUCAACAGUCGAAGAGAAAUUUCGUAUCUGAGCGCUUUCAUGUAAUAUCUUCUAUAUCAGUCACAUUUUGAUGAAUUACUUACCUGGGUAUUCUGUUUAGAUUCGGUUAAACAAAUCCAAAAUCAGUUUCUUUUUUUAUCUUUUCUUUUUUCAAUUUUGCGGACCUUCACAUUUCGGUGUUAUAACCUCAAAUAACCCUGAACUGUAACGUUUUUUAAAAAUUGUUAAAAGUUACUUGUAAAUCAUCAUCAUCAUCACCGUCAUCAUCAUCGUCAUCGUCAUUGUUUUUAUCAUCAUCAUCAUCAUCAUCAUCAUCAUCAUCAUCAUCAUCAUCAUUUUUAAUAACUGUUCACACCUUUAUUUUGGUUCAUUUUGUUUUGCUUAUUAUUUUCCUUUUUCCAGCUCUGAACAAUUCUCGCCUUCUUGUUACCGUAACGGCAGAUUUUGUAGAUGUUAAUCGCUUGCGGACAUCGUACAACGGCAUCCACCGAAUACUCGAACAAACGGCCUUUAAUAACUCCGAGUUAGAACUUAAGAGACUGGAUCGGAUUGCUUAUGAACUAGCCAAUAGAAACGCUUGCCUCUGGCUCCACCAAAAGCUUGCUAAACCGUAUAACACACAGACUCUAGAAGCUGUAAACAGAAGGAUAAAUGCUUCUUUGCAAGGAAAUCUAAUGAAUAAGAUGAACUUAAAAUGUAAACCUUUAAACAUGGAACGUUUUUCUGAGUUCAGCAGUGUUCCUCGCAACUUUACGUAUAAUCAUAAAGGUAUGAUAAGGUAAUGUUAAGGUAAUGAUAAACUAUAAUUCCUCUGACUAAUUACUGCAUUUAAUAAAUGUGUCUAUAGGUCUUAUAUUAAGUUUUUAACUUCGCCAAGGAUUAAGGCCUUCAUUGAUUCAAUCCCUUAAAUUUUCCAACGGCACACUAAUCACGAAAGGCGGGGCCUUGUUUCCGGUUAGAACCAAUAACUUAAUUUGCUAACCAUAAAUAUUAGCAUUUAGAGUAAAGAAUUUGUUUAUCGGGUUAUUUUUGGAGUGAUUACGCAACGCUUCUUUGUAAUUUGUAAUUAUAACUAAAAAAAAUUUCGUAAUUGGCUAAGCAGUCUUCAUUGAUUUUUAUCCGAUCUUUCAAUCUUUGCUUGUGUUUUUUGCCUUUAUUAUCUUCAAACAGAUAUUAAACAUCAAGCCAAUGGUUUUAUUCUGUUCUUGCUCUGUUUUUCUAUAAACUUUUUGCAUGACCUUUUUCUAUUUAGAAACUUUUUCCUCUUCUUCUGUCCGGCUUUUGCUGAUAAAUUAACUGAUAUUCGUCCAACAACAACAAAAAAUGGUUGUGGCAGAUCGGCCCCCGUGAAUUCCGUUUAUGAUUGCAUUUUUCCCGCCAAUUUUUGCCGUUUUGCGUACAAUCCCCUUAGUCUUCUACACAAGAUGUAAUUUAUUUAGUGACUUUUUUUUCUCUCGUAAAGGAUCACCUCUUAGGAGUAGCAGGAAAAACAAGAAGGUACGUUUACACAAAUAAGAAACACGUGGCAUAAAGAAAGUAAGGACCUUUGGACUGGACUAUGGAUACCAGAUUAAAUAUGACUACGGGUUUUCAUUCCAGUCCGUGUGCUCUAACGAAUCACUAACCUGUGUCGUAGACGUAAUUUAACCCCAGUUAGUAACGUCUGCGAAGCAGUGCCAAUAUCCUUGUUCUGGGUCCCCAACGGACUCAACGAAUUACCGAAAGUACGUUUCGAAUUUCCUUUCAUGCUGAUUGGCUAAUUGACAAUGGCUUUUUUAAUAGGCCAAUCAUGGCGCGUACUCAAAUCCUGGUACUCAGGUAGGGCCCGGAACAAGGAUUUUGGCGCUGUUUCGCAGACGGACUUAACCAGAGUUUAGUUUCGUCUAUGGCGCAGGCUAAAGAAUCACUUGCCACACAAGUCUUUAUCCCUUAUGUUCUUUUUUAGCUAAUCGGCAACAGGAAAAAGUGAGAGUUUCAAGGACGUAACUGGCUAAAAAUUCCUAAAAAAAUUAAUGUACUCGUGCUCGACUUCCUACUAUAACAAACCUAUAGGUCGCUAUUCUCGAGAGUAAUUUUUCGUUCGAUUUCCUGGUUUGGCAUCGCUACGCCUGGUGAUUGGCUGUAAAAAACCUCGCCCUUUUGUUUCAACCAAUCAUAAGGAACGCAAAACAAAUUGCUUCGCUAUGCCGGCGUUUUCCCGCGCUUUACGCCAGCUACAUUUAAUUGUUUGAUCUGAUUGGUUCACUGAAGUAUCUUUGUCGACUGUGAUUAGUAAAAUUGAUAACUUUGGGUUUUAGGUUAAAAACCUGCUGUUAUAUUAAAAGCUGUCGACAAUUACGCUUAUUGAGAACAAUUGUACAUAAGUAGCGAAACCUUUUUAGUGUUGUAAAUUUUUCACUGUAAUCUUUACGUACUGUUAGGACGCAGAGAAGAAGUCAGAUGAUGAAGGCGAACCCCGACCACCAUCAGACGUGUACUCCUCAGACGACGAGAAGGUAUUCGCGUUGUGUUAUUCGCUUCUUUAACUGGAUGACAAAACACGAUGGAAAAAGGGGCAAACUCGGAGUAAAUCAGGAGGAAACGUUAUAAAUGUCACAUUUGCAUACUAAUUUACUCAGGGUUCUAAAGAAGCAGGCAUCUCUAGCCUUGAUUUACUCCUCAUAUUGCACUUUUUGCAUCAUAUUUGCCCUAAACAAAUUUCGUGCAAUUGUAUUUUGCCGUUCAGUGUUUUGUUUUUACGCUCUGAAAAUUUGGUUAUUAGCGGCAAAUUUCCCUGUAAUUGAUCUGACGACCAAAUACUCUAGAAAAGUUUCAAAACUAUGCUUUUAAUCACUGACCUCUGUUAAAAUUGUUAUAAAUAGAGAGGAGAAGUCGUGCAAUAGUACGUGCAGUUACAGAAUUCACUUUUCAGCGUUGCAUUUUUGGCUUUCCUUAUCUGCUAUCACGUGCGCUUCACGUUUUUGUCACGUGCCUGUCACGCCUCACAGUUGCAUUUUGUUUGGUUACUCUAUGUAGAAAUCACUCGGCCCGCAGUCAAUUCUCAGUGACAGAGAAGAUGAUUUGGAACCAUGUGAAGAAGCUAAUGAGGAUGAAUCUGGAAUCUCAUCGGAAUCCGCCGCUGGACAAGUGGGAGUUGAGGAACAGGGACUGAGGGCUCAGGACACAAAUAAAGGCGAUAAAUUGGUAAGUUUACUCUUACUUUAGUUUAUAUCCUUUUAUUACUCAUGCGUUAUGUCAAACCAGGUUAAGAGUACCGCCCUUCGUUAGUCGUUUCCAGUAUCACUUCAUUUUUUCGUUGUAGUCGUGACAUCGGCUCAUUCUAUUUUCAAAUAAUCAGUUCAUCAAAAGAAUCUUUAGGGGCUCGCUUGCCAUGACGUGACUGUCGAUCGUCCUGGAUCAUACGUUUCUGGGAAACUGUCCACCUACCCCUCCCCUAAGCCAACAUUUUGCCCCAAGUGAGAAGUAAGGGUUAAUGUUGGCGUAGGGGAGGGGUAGGUGGUGCGGUCACCUGAGGUGAAGCUCUUCCUGUUCAAGAAUGAGCCAGUCAUCGCUCGAGACUCAUGUAACCGGCGCCAAUCGGCGGAGAGUGCUUGUCGCGUUUUGUUUUGAUUUUACUGCUGAUUGGUUAUUAAAGCGGUGCAACAUAUGUUUCAGCCAGUCACAAAGCCUUUAAAUGAGAACCAAAGAAAGUGUAAAAUAAAGAACAUUUAGAUCAGUGGUACGUUUUUAACGCUGUUUUCACUCAACCGACAGGGUGAUUUAGGUUUUUUAAAAAGUCUUAACUACUUAACCAUCUUUUUUUACAUUUUAAUUUCUUUAACUUUACAGGAAAAAGGUGGAGAUGCAAAGAAAUCCACAGAGCAAAUUACAAGAUAUUCAAUUCAGGACGCUGAUGGCAAUGUGUUGGGAACCGCGCAUGAAGGCGGUUAUGAUGGCUGCGAUCCCGAAAAAUCCACGAAAGGAACUACAAAAUGCUCAGUAGAGGACGCCCAAGGGAAUCUGUUAGGGAACACGACUGCUGAAAGCAACGAUAACGAGCACAGUGACAGCGGAGUUUCUGAGAAACCUGCGGAACAAACCACAAGAUAUUCCGUACAAGACAGCAAGGGAGAGGUUUUGGGGACCGCGAUUGCCGAACGCAACAGCGGUAACCACGAUGUCGCGAGCCAAGGGACAGAACUCCCAUCUAUUGAAAAGGACGUUAACGAAGGAAAUACCGUAAAAAGGGUACCUCCUAUUCCAAGAGAACGCUCAAGCAGCUUCACCAGGUGUGAGUCUCUUCAAACGUUACGUAACAGAAGCGGAAGUAGUGUGUCCGAUGACGAGGCUUCAAGCGAGCGUGGGAAGAUCAGUCCCAUUCCCCCGAGGCGAACGUCAAGUAGCGGGCAUCGGCUUCUUGAAGCGAGACUAAGCGCGGAAAAAUCGUCAUCUACGACUGACUUGCGUAACAUAAACGAAGGCUUUCCAAGUGUCUUUAGCCAUAGCGAGGAGAUUACAGAUCUUAUGGAGUAUUCAGCUAUACAGACGACUGUGCGGAAAGUAAGCCGAGCAUUCAGCGGCUCGUCACCUCCCCCGGAGAAAAGCACAUCCCAUGAGUCUCACACGCAGCCCGCACAAUCCCGAUACAUCGUGGAAACCCGCACCUCUCCGGGAAAAGAAUCCGGCAGCUCAGAUUCCUCUCAUAAUUUAGAUGAACUUCUUGCUUCUAUCGAUCGAGACCUGGACGAAACUCGUCGCACCAUUUCUUACGCGCAGCUCUUGGAGUCUGCUCUGCUGAUAAAAAAUGACAUCUCACCGUUGGACGCGGAGGGCCAGCCCACGGGCUCUUUAAGACGUAGGCGCCGUCCGAGAAUCGUCGACUUUUCCAGGGAAUAUGACGAUCCGCACUCGAGCGACAUGAAAACUUCUUCGGAGCAACGGCCCGGAAAAAUCGCGCCAAAUGAGCGUGAUACUGGUGGCUUGGAAGCAACAGAUUCAAACACUGACGUUUCUGAGAAAUCGGGUGAAAAAACGCUCGAAAAUGAGAGCAGACCAUCAGGAUCUACUGUGCGCUUAGAUGAAUGUGUGCCACAGGAACACCAUGAACCAAAUUCAACGCCGGCGACUGAAAACACUCCAGUAAAGAAACGAGUGUUUGAACUUUUCGCAGACGGCAAUGAGAAAAGCAGACAAUUAAACAGCAUGGACAAAGAAUCAUCCGAAGCCGAGCCUGAACAUGUUAUUACGCCAACGAAGUCGUUAUUGCCUAGUGUUUAUCAAAUGGCUAGGCAGUAUUCCAAAAUUGUGUCGGACAAACAGCAAGCGGACGAGAUACGCAUGCGCAAUAGAAGUAAACUGCGCGGUAGCACAGGCUCACUAGCAUUUGCAAGCGGCCAGGAUGAUGUCACCGACCACACCCCAAAAAUUAAAAUUGAAAAGAUCACAAAGGUAUCUUUCAGUAGCACCCCGAUUGAGAGUUACAAGCUCGUAAGGCGCCGAAGAAAGCGUUCGGGAUCUUCUCGGCGGAGAUCGGACGAUUUUCGGCGGCAGAGCUGGUCGGUGGAGAAAGUCAAACCGGAUUCGGAAGAACCUUGUAAAGCGAGGCCCAAGAGCGUAUAUGAUAUGGAAGCUUUAGAGGAAACACUCACUGAGAACUUGGAACACAUCGAAGAGGGCCUGGAACCCAUGUUGAUUGAGGGACUGGAUAAGGAUGAUGUGGUCGUGAGGGGACUAGUGCAGCAUCUAGUCAACAAGUUUAAUACUCAAAAAAACGCAAAUGAUUUAAAGAAGCCGUAG
Molecule: messenger RNA, 9048 nt
Organism: Porites evermanni
Lineage: Eukaryota; Metazoa; Cnidaria; Anthozoa; Scleractinia; Poritidae
Source: the annotation of a GenBank genome assembly